AAAAAGGAGGGGAUCAGUGCAGAGAAACAGGCGAUUUCUCUGCUGUCAAAACUGAGGAAUGAGAUGCAAACCGAUAAGCCACUACUGGAAUUGAAGGAUGACUUGCCAGACACUGAGUCCUGGAACCAGUACAUGCAGAGACAGCAGAACCAGCUGGGGGACCAGGAGCCUGUUAGCUGGUUCAAGUCUCCGUGGCUCUAUGUGGAGUGCUACAUGUACAGAAGGAUACAAGAGGCAAUAUGGCUCAAUCCUCCGAUUAACAACUUUGACUUCUUUAAUGAGGGGAAGACCGAAAGCUUUUUUGAGUCUCAGCAGGCUGUGAUGGCUUUAUGUACUUAUCUGGGAGACAUCCAGAAGAGCAUGGAGACGCUGUCAGAGAACCAACUGUCUGAAUGUUUCAACAAGCUACUUCAGGUUUCCCUCUGGGGGAAUAGAUGUGAUCUUUCCAUCUCUGCUGGUCAAAAGAAUUCCCAGAAGGCCAGUCCCAUAGAUUCCCUCAACAGCUUACAGUCUUUUAUCUUGGUGGACGACUCCAACAUGGUAUGGUUGACUCUUAAUUCCUGUAGAAGGUCUGAAGGAUCCGGCAAAAAAACAGCAGACAGAGUUGACAUUGUGUUAGACAAUGCUGGCUUUGAGCUAAUCACUGACUUGGUCCUUGCGGAUUUCCUGGUGUCAUCAGGCCUCGCACGUCAAGUUCAUUUUCAUGGUAAAUGCUUCCCGUGGUUCGUCUCUGAUGUCACAGCUAAUGACUUUCAGUGGACCAUCCGACAGACCAUGGCAGCCAAUCACAAGUGGAUGUGUAAGAGUGGCUUCCAGUGGCAGAGCUACCUCAAAGAGGGUCUGUGGUGCUAUCACGACCAUCCUUUCUGGACACAGCCCCAUGAGUUCUGCGACAUGGCUGCUGAUGCCCCUGACCUGUACGCAACCCUGCAGGAAGCAGACCUGGUGCUAUUUAAAGGGGAUCUAAACUACAGGAAGCUGACUGGUGACAGGGACUGGCCCCAUACUGUGGAUUUCUCUACUGCACUGAGAGGUUUUGAGCCUUCAGCACUUUGUAGCCUGAGAACCCUGAAGGCCAACGUACAGGUCGGGCUGCAGCCGGGACAAGGAGAGAAGCUGACCUCUCAAGACCCAUCGUGGAUGACCAAUGGGAAGUAUGCAGUUAUUCAGUUCCAAAGCCCGAAGUUGGAGAAGAACCGACCUCAAGAUUAGACUCCUUAGGAUUAGACUUGGAUGAGUGGACUUGGGUUUUUACUGUAAAAAGCAUCAUCAUUAGGUGCUUCCAUUAAGCCAUAACCAAACAAAAUUAUAAAUGGUUCUUAAAUACUUUACCAGUCUUACUUAAAUUGAACAGUAUUAAAAGUCUGGAUCAUUUAUAUCACUGCCAUCUCAUGUUUAAAAUGUCUUCAUUUUUAGGUAGAAAUUGUUUUUUCUAAAU
Cyprinodon variegatus (sheepshead minnow) is the source of this 1438-nucleotide messenger RNA. It is a transcript of the gene dcph1, whose product is annotated as acidic residue methyltransferase 1. Bases 64 to 1212 code for a protein of 382 amino acids. The record is from RefSeq and is a predicted model, not a curated record. Gene Ontology annotation, molecular function: phosphatase activity. The transcript is spliced from 3 exons. Gene Ontology annotation, cellular component: nucleus; cytoplasm. NCBI's taxonomy places the organism in Eukaryota, Metazoa, Chordata, Actinopteri, Cyprinodontiformes, Cyprinodontidae. Gene Ontology annotation, biological process: DNA damage response.